UUCACUUCUCGUUGCCUACAAAAUAACGAGCUUUUUCUCUUCGUUUCAGUCCCAGCUAAUUCAGAGAUGAUUAACUCUAAGCUUUUCCUUCUCUUGGUUCUGUGUGCUCUUUUUCGCUUUCUUGGUGCCAUGCAGCCUCUGUAUUCUCGUGCCGGCUCCAAGGCCACCAAUUCUGCUAUGCCGCCGCUGGUAAGCUCGAGGAACACGCUUGGGGAAGAGAAGUCAUUUUACCAUCCUGCUGCUUAUGGUGGCGGUGGAGGUUCUGGUGCGGGUGGUGGUGAAGGUCCCGGGUAUGGUUCUGGGGAAAGGUUUGGUGAAGGAGUAGGUAGUGAUGGAGAUGGUGGUAGUGGUGGAGGAUAUGGAGGUGGGGGCGGCAGAGGAAGUGGCGGAGGAAUGGGAGAUGGUUCUGGUUACGGUAGUGGAAGUGGUUAUGGUUACGGUAUUGGAACAGGAGCCAGUGGAGGUGGUGGCGGUGGAGGAGGUGGAGGUGGAGGUGGUGGUGGUAUGAGUGGAGCUAAUGGCACUGGAUUUGGUGAAGGGGAAGGUUCUGGUGCUGGCUAUGGAGGAGUUGGAAUACCUUGA
Molecule: messenger RNA, 582 nt
Organism: Nicotiana attenuata
Lineage: Eukaryota; Viridiplantae; Streptophyta; Magnoliopsida; Solanales; Solanaceae
Product: glycine-rich protein 5-like
Exons: 2
Coding region: 67-582 (171 amino acids)
Source: RefSeq, a predicted model, not a curated record